This is a messenger RNA of Aureobasidium musti, 1651 nucleotides long. The record is from the annotation of a GenBank genome assembly. NCBI's taxonomy places the organism in Eukaryota, Fungi, Ascomycota, Dothideomycetes, Dothideales, Saccotheciaceae.
CUGGAGCUCAUUUAUGGUCCGCAUAGGAACUCCUCCUCAAGACUUUCGAGUCUUUCCUUCUACUCUCGGACAAGAAACACUCAUACCCGUGCCUGAAGGCUGCACUCAAGAUGAUCCAGCCAAUUGUGGUAGUCUGCGAGGUGUGAUGCCCUUCCAGGGUGAUAUCAGUACUGGCUUCUUGAGCAAUGCUUCAACGACUUGGACCGAUAUUGGCGUCUAUACAACAGAUUUGGAAACAAAUAUUGGCAUCAACGCCAAUGGCGCCUAUGGAUUCGAUACUGUCGGUCUCCAAGUCGAAGACUCAGGAGGCAUCCAGCAGACACAUCAAGUGGUUGCAGGCAUUGCGGAUAAGAGUUUCAUGUACGGUCUCUUUGGGUUGGGACCGAAACCAUCCAACUUCUCCGUCUUGUCAAAUCCACAACCGUCGUUCUUGACAUCCUUACGGGAAAACAACACAAUACCCUCCAAGUCAUAUGCUUACACUGCAGGCGCUUCUUACCUUCUCGGUAGUCUUACCCUGGGUGGUUACGAUGCAUCACGUAUGGACGGCAAUGGAAUUAUCUGUCCCUUCGCCUCGGACGACUCGAAGCCACUUCAAGUAGGCGUCACACAAAUCACCGCCCGAAACACACUUCUCGGCACUGCAACACUAUAUUCAACUGGCUACUUUUCUGUGGUCGACAGCACAGUGCCACAUAUCUGGAUGCCACAAGCAGCGUGCGACAACUUCGCGUCCAACUUCGGCCUCAACUACGACAAUCAAACAGACUUAUACCUAAUAAACGACACAAUGCACACGAAGCUUCAACAACUGAAUCCAACCAUAAUUUUUCAGCUGUCUCCACAGACGACCGACGGAGGUCUAAGUACAAACAUUGUCUUGGAAUAUGCUGCAUUCGAUCUACAAGCAAGUUAUCCUUAUUACACAAACAGCACAAGAUAUUUCCCUAUUCGAAGGGCAGCGAAUAAUACACAAUACAUCCUCGGACGCACGUUUCUUCAAGAAGCGUACGUGAUAGCCGACUACGAACGCAACAACUUCACUAUCACGCAAGCUGCGUUUGCCAAUCCCAUGCCCGCUCAAAAUCUCGUCUCCAUUCUACCACCCGGUGUCAACGCAACAAAUUCAACAGGAGGUGACGAUGGCGUAGUAACGAGACCUUCACCUAUCCUAUCACGCAACGUGAUUAUUGGUAUUGCUGUUGGUGUCGUUGCUGGCGCUGCUCUCGUCCCUCUUCAUCUUCNNGGCACAGUCUUCUACGUGCGCCGUCGACGUCGACAACGCGAGGCUCAAGCUCUUCUCACCACUAACCCAGAUCUCGACGACGCGGCGGCAUCGAACCAUCUUUCUGCACCCGCAGAAGUGGAUGCAGCUGUAAAGCUAGAACUACCUAGCGACUCCGAAGCUGCUUUGAACGAGAUGCCCACAGGACAUGAGAAGUGUGGAUGGCAUGCGCAUGAGGUGCAAGGAAGCAAGGUGCAGCCUAGAGUGGAGAUGAGAGGAGGUUGGGAACCGCCAGAAUUGGACGGGAGGAAUUUGAAGGAUGGGACGAGAGGAGGCGUAUUCGAAUUGGAAGGCAGUGAACCCGUGCAGCAUCCACCGAGGGAGAGUACAAGACAAGAAGGACACACUAGAUUUUCUUGGGAACGG